Molecule: messenger RNA, 2061 nt
Organism: Cololabis saira (Pacific saury)
Lineage: Eukaryota; Metazoa; Chordata; Actinopteri; Beloniformes; Belonidae
Gene: tmem119b
Product: transmembrane protein 119b
Exons: 2
Coding region: 652-1491 (279 amino acids)
Biological process (GO): positive regulation of osteoblast differentiation; positive regulation of osteoblast proliferation; positive regulation of bone mineralization
Cellular component (GO): plasma membrane
Source: RefSeq, a predicted model, not a curated record
CACACUGCUUCCCUAAAGUGGUCAUACUCGCGCCGUGUGAGUUUAAUUGCUUGUCUCUGGAUAAACAACACCACGUUGUGUGUAACACUCUCCAGUUCUCACCCCCAUCUCCUGGCUGUUAGGGGUGUUGUGUGCAGACAGGAAACAUUAACCUCAUGCAGCAAUAGCAGGCUGCUUGUACACGUUGUUCUCAGGUUUGUUACUGCUCAUCAGUACGGCAUGGCUCGGCUGUCGAUCCAGGAUUUGAUGUGAUCAAAACUCUUCAUACAGUUCAUACAGUUAUAAUACUUCUGUUGACCUUGCACAUCCAGUUAGCCACACAGGAGAGUAGGUUGGAGGUCCCUACCCCCACAGCAUAUUAUAAACUCCUACCUAACAAGAACAAUCUGUGUGCAGGCCGGAGAGCCCAGACACUCAGGAAAACCGAAGGGGGAGGAGAACGGAGGAGAGGCAGUGGUUAAUGACAUCUUUCUUGCACUAUUCAGACAAACCUCUGCACUGAAACCUGAAACUACAGAAGUGGCGUGGUUCACCAAGCCGUCACAUGGACACUUUUUGCAGUGCUCCUUCUGAGUUUACUUCUUAACGGGUUUCGGUCACCCAACAACAGAGGGGGAAUACAUCUGCACUGCAGGAUCCUGAGAGGAAACGAUGCUCCCGGUGGUCCUUCGUCACAUCCAUCUGGCUGUCGGGGCCUGCUUCAGCAGCAGCCUAGCCACGCCUCUUUACAGCUCUCUAGAGGGAAGCACAGAUGAGGAGGAACUCGGCAACACCCCCAGUGCCUCUGUGUCCACCAGCAUCAUCUCCUCCACUGAAUACCAAACCACUCCAGCAGACCCAGUGCAAGAAGAAACCAAUUUCUUGAAUCAGCUUGGGAACUUCCUGGAGGAAAACAUGCUCCUCAUCCUCGUGGCAACCACUUUCGUCCUUCUUGUCUUUCUUAUCAUCUGUGGAGCGAUAUGUAUGAGCCACAGGCGCAGAGUGAACGCCUACUACCCUUCCUCUUUCCCUUUCAAAAUGUAUGUGGACCACCAGGACAAAACUGGUGGCACUAAGCCCUUCAAUGAAGUGCGAGAAAAAGUUGCUCCUGAGAAGGAAAUUGAAGCAGUGGAUUCUCACAAGCAACUUCAAGCUGACAUCAUGAGGGCUGCAAAGAGCCUGCGCACGCCAAAUAAAUCUGCUGAUACUCUGGAGAGAAAUGAGCCCUGUCAGAAAGUAGCAGACCACAGUUCCGAGGACAGCUUUAAUCCAGAUGCUAGUAUUGUGGACCGGCAGCUAUCAAGUCUCCAUGAGAAGGAGGAGUGUGAACUAUCUGACAGUGGAGCAGCAUCAGCAUCAAGCCCAAACCUGGAUCCUCCAGAGCAGCAGCUUCCAAGAGAGGUUGAUAUACCAGAGGCUUCAAUUGGCAAGAGUCUGCGGCCCUCCUCUCUCCACAUUCACAAUGACUCUGCUACACUUCAGCUCAUCGCUGGAGAGAAAACGGCUUUCUAAUAGCUCAAGUACAUGUUUAUGGAAGCACAUGCAGAAAACAAUUAUCCAUUCCACUCAAAAGUGUUUUCACCCUAAUGCAGAUGGAGUAGUGACUUAAUAUCAACUUCAUCCAAUUUCAUGGUAGCCUACAAAAACAUUUUAAUGAUUGUUAAGGAAAUUUGCACUCUACAAAGUUACAUCUGUUAACUACAGUAAGUUUUUCUUCUGCUUAACACCAACUAUAACCAAGACCGCUUUGAGCAAAUGUUUAUUCUUCGACAGCCUGAACAAACUUUUUCAUUUACAUCUUUGCAAAAUAAAAUUCAUAGAUUGUCAGUACACAUAAGCUACACUUUAUUUUUGUCAAAGAAGGAUGCACAGUGAUGUUAUCAAAAGCAUUCAUGAUUACCUUUAAGCUUCACUCUCUGAAGAGUUACUAGUAGUCUAUUGAACCAUCUUGCACAAAAACUUAGUUUAAUAAAUCUGAGUCUGAAGAAGAGCAAAAUACACUCGAAACAUUACGACGUAUUGAUGUGCUAAAUAAAUCAAAAGUGUGCGGUCUCCUCUCUUUUUCCUUUAAUAAAUCUUUUC